UUCAGGGAGAAGAAAAGAGGUUUGAGAAGUGAGAUUAUGGGAAGAAAAAUCGAUCACCAAAACCAUCAGCCACAAUUCCCAGGGAGACAUCCAGGUUGCAUGUGGGGAAUACUUCAUGUCCUCAAGUACCAACGUUGGCGUUACAUCAAGAAGCGCCUUCCUCAUCGAAGACCCUCUUCCACUCCGCAAGACGACGAUCAUCAACACCCUAUCGGGUUUCAUGGCGGCGAAGGAGGUUACCACGACAAUUAUGGUUGGAAAGGAAGUGGUGAAACUCAAACGCAAUCGGACAAUGCUCGCGUUAAUCAAUGCCCGGUUGGCGACGAGAAAACAACCAAAUCAAAUUCCUCGACGAAGAGUUCGAUCAGAUCGAGAUUGAAAUCGCUCAUAUCCGACGAGCUUUAUCGAAAGAAAGACAGCCAGCAUCGCAGAAGUUAUACAUGUCCUAUUGGAGAACAACAGCAGCAACACCAACACCACCACCAACAACAACAACAUGUUACAUUUCAUCCUCAAGCUCAUGUAGAAACAGAGAAACCACUGCCACCAUUACCACCACCAGCAGUUGAUGUAACGAAUCACGAAGACGACGACGAGAUCGAUACCCGUGAUGUUCGAGAAAGCAAGUCGUCGAUUCCUCCUCGCGAAGAGACGAGAUUCGACGAGGAUGGUUUCAGGAGCAAGGAAAUCUCGAAUGCUCUGGACAUGGCAGUCAUGAACAAGGAGUUUCUAGCUACGAUUUUGCAGGACCGGCAUUCUCAUUUGGCUCCUCGAUCCACUGCUCGAAGGAACCGGUACUACAAGUCGAUGUCGUUCCCUUCCACCUCGCUCGAUUCUGCUUCGCUGAAAGAACCCCCGCAGAAGCAACAGGGUGCGGGGAAAUCGAACGAGGCCGACAGAGUUGCUCCGCGACGACAACAACGAUUGGAAAGUCACCUACUCGACUCGAGAUCUUAUGCGCGCUCGCGCUCGAUGUCGACCAUCACCGCCGAGAACAGGGCAGACGGGAUCUCGCAAUUGAUCAAGGGUCGAGGUGGCGGCAGCACCAGAAACAAGACGGCGAUGAGGUGCCUGAAGGACCUCAAAAAGAAAAUCAGACAUGUGAUCACCAUGGAAGCUGUUCUUCACAGAAUCCCUCGAGGUGGUGGAAUGUCCUCUGCCUCUUCCUCUGCCUCUGCCUCUGCCUCUGCGAAACAGCAAUCGUCGUCACCAACGAAUAAAAAAGAAGGCGGGAAGGAGAAUGUGGUGGUGAUGAUGAGUCCAAGGAAGAGCUAUGAAGGUGACUGCUGCAAAUACCUUCUAGCCAGCAAGAGUGAGAAUCAGAGGUUGAAGAGAACUUCCUCGCUCUGCGAAUCCUUGGACAAGUAUUGUCAGUUGUACGAUUCUACGUUCAACAGAGGUCCUCAGCGCGUGACUGUGAAGCAGAAAACAGAGGACUCGUCGUCGUCGCCGUCGAUUUCGCUUCCCGUGGUGGAGGAAUCGGGUGCGAAAGAAGAUGAAUCGACGAGUCCUGAUGAUCAAACACAAGCAUUAGUUGAGCCUGGUGUUGAAAUGACAUGUGAUGAUAAUGUGGUUUCAUCAACUCUGGCUCCUGAUGAGUUGAUUGUGAUGGAAGAGGAAGAGGAAGAGGGAAAGGGAAAGGAGGAAGAACAUAGAACUCCAGUGUGUGAGUUAUCAGUUGAGGAAUCAAACAAGGAUCUAGUUGAUGAACCAAUGUUUGUUAUAGAGGAGGAUGAAGCCUCAAUCUCUGAGGAAGAAGCAAUUAGCUCUCCUCCAACCUUCUCCACUUUCAAAGAUUCAGAGCAAAUCUUGAGGAAUCUCAUUGCCAACAAGCUCAACUUCCUGGAAGACCAGAGAGCGAAAUCCAUCAUCGACGAGAUCAUAGUAGCCGAAGAAGAAAUCGACGAGAAGAACGAAUUUCAGUCGAAGAACAGCGAUCGAGAAGAUCACGACGAGGCUGUCGCGUUCAGAGUAGACCCGAACGAAAAGCAGAAGUUCGACUACGUGAAGGGAAUCCUCGACAUAUCGGGUUUCAGCAGGAAGGAGCUCUUGGGAACAUGGCACUCCAACGAUCAACCGGUGGAUCCAGCAGUGUUCGAGGAGGCUGGACUGGACAGCAACUGCUACCACCAUCACUUGGCAAUGUUCGAUCUCAUCAAUGAAGUUCUGAUGGAGAUUUAUGCAAAGUCUCAUACCUAUUGCCCCAAGCCAUUGUCAUGGUUGUCACAAAUCAGGCCAAUGCCAGUUGGGUCUCAUGUGCUGAAGGAGGUUUGGGGGAAUGUGAAGUGGAGUUUGAGCUCACUGCCAGAUGAGAGUGAGCAUUUGCUGGAUUAUUUGGUUGGCAGGGAUUUGGGGAAGAGUGAUGGAUGGAUGAACUUGCAGUUUGAUUGUGAGUGUGUAGGGCUUGAGUUAGAAGACUGGAUUUUUGAUGAUCUUUUGGAUGAACUUGCUUUUGAGGAUGAUCCCAGAGGUUUUGCUUUUCGAUAAUCAAUA
Linum tenue is the source of this 2493-nucleotide messenger RNA. Lineage: Eukaryota; Viridiplantae; Streptophyta; Magnoliopsida; Malpighiales; Linaceae. The record is from the annotation of a GenBank genome assembly.